GUUGCUAUGUGAUGAAAAACAGCCUUGGACAAAGAUAAAACAUCACUGGCGAUAGUUCUCUUUGCAUAACACAUAGGGGGAAACGUAUCCAGGAGAGGAAAACGCCAUGGCCACUUCUAUGGCUACAAAUAUCGUUGCUGAUGGGUUCACGAGCAAAUCAAGACUAAAAAACGCCAAGGUACGUCACGAAAUAUCUCUCAAACUACAAACGCCGGCCAUGUUGUAAUAUUAUACCUUAUUGUUUGGCUUCGAAUACGCGCUUAAAUCUUCGAUUCUCUUUCGGUUUUUAGGUUAAAAAUCCACCAAAAUGCGGAGCCUUUAAAGAAAGACCCGCAGCCAAAACAAGCUUCCGAAAAUUUUACGAAAGAGGCGAUUUUCCUAUCGCUCUAGAGCACGACACAAAAGGCAACAAAAUUGCGUGGAAGGUCGAACUUGAGAAGCUGGACUACCAUCAUUAUCUGCCGUUGUUCUUCGAUGGUCUGCGAGAAACCGAGCACCCAUACGAGUUCUUUGCGAGACAAGGCGUUCAUGAUAUGCUAGAACACGGAGGACAGAAGAUUCUGCCUGUUGUCCCACAGCUUAUAAUUCCUUUGAAAAGCGCCUUGAAUACAAGAAAUCACAAAGUCGUAUGCACUACUUUGAAAGUACUACAACAUCUGGUCGUCUCGGGGGAAAUGGUUGGCGAAGCGCUAGUGCCUUACUAUCGCCAAAUUCUGCCAAUUUUAAAUAUCUUUAAGAAUAAAAAUAUAAAUUGUGGGGAUCGCAUCGACUACAGUCAACAACGUCGUGAAAACAUGGGCGAUCUUAUCCAAGAGACACUGGAAAGUUUUGAACGCACUGGAGGCGAGGACGCUUUUAUAAAUAUCAAAUAUAUGGUGCCUACAUACGAGUCAUGUAUGUUAAACUAAUUUAAAACGAAACUGUAUAUUAGGACGUGUAUUGUAUACUCAACAAUGUGAAUAAACUGCUUUUAGACCGACGUUUUAGAAUGCUUAUAUAUAUAUAUAUAUAGAUAUAUAGCCUAGACCCUAGUAAUGCAUAUAUUUUAUUCUAAUGUUUCUGCGAAAUGCGAUGUAUUAUAUGAUCAUGUUCUAAGAAUCUAGUUAUUUUUUAGAUUUUGUUUUAACGCAUGUAGACUGCUUGGACAGUAAACAGUAUGUUUUGAUGUUUAAAAAUGAUAAAUAUUUUU
Messenger RNA from Paramuricea clavata, 1189 nucleotides. NCBI's taxonomy places the organism in Eukaryota, Metazoa, Cnidaria, Anthozoa, Malacalcyonacea, Plexauridae. The record is from the annotation of a GenBank genome assembly.